Molecule: messenger RNA, 330 nt
Organism: Haemonchus placei
Lineage: Eukaryota; Metazoa; Nematoda; Chromadorea; Rhabditida; Trichostrongylidae
Source: the annotation of a GenBank genome assembly
AUGGCGCUGCUUCCCUCAGGUGACUUCAUCGACUUGAUUUCGCGAGAUGCCGAGAAUGUGCCAAGCCCCUCAGCAUUUGGCAGUAAAUUUAUAACCGGUGGAGCCGGCGAAGGAGAGCAAAAACUUCGCGAAGAAGAGAAUUUCCAACAAAGACAAGAGGUAAAAUCCGACAACGUUCUUCCAGCGUACUGUGAACCACCAAAUCCAUGCCCUGUCGGAUAUACGGCUGCCGAUGGAUGUUUGGAAGAAUUUGAAAAUAGCGCAGAGUUCUCUCGAAAUUACCAAGCUCAGCAACACUGCAUUUGCGACCAGGAACACAUGUUCAAGUGA